CCUCUAUUUCUCUCUUUCGCCUGUAUUUUGUCUGCCCCCGUUGUCUGCGCCCCCCGCCCCUGCAGAUGGCUGCACUGACUUGGGGGGGGCACAAGUCUCCUUUGUUCGUCCCCCACCCCGGAAAACAGUUUUCGGAGAAGGCCACUCAGGACAGUGAGGAUUCACCUGGGGUAUUAGAGGGGCCCCCCCUCCCGUCGGAGGGGUGGGCCUGGGUAAGGCUCGGGUAUUUAUCUGGGCCUAUGGAGAUCUAAACAGUUGUGCUGCGGGCGGGGAGAUUUCAGGGUGCUAGGGUUCAGGGGUGAUGGGGUUAACCGCACUAUCCUGAGGUGUCCUUAUAUAGUACUUUUAUCAAUUGAUUUUCUGUCCCUUCCUGGCUAGGGUCCUACAGGCCCCCCCCCCAACCCCGUCCUUCACCCCCUAGAUCCUCAUGAGACAGACGGAUGCAGAGAAAGGGAAGCAGCAGUGACUGACCCUAGUUGUCCAGUUUUCUAGUCUGGCCACGGGAUAAACCCAGCCCCAAACGCCAGCCCCUUCCUUCCCUCCUUACUUUCGAUUUUCUUUCCCUUCUUCCUCUCCUACUCUGGUGCUCAAACAGAAGCACAGGAGGGGCCACCGUUGGCAACCCUCAGCCUCCGUGUAGGCCAGAUUCCCUGUAAACGUGGUCCUUAGCGCAGGAAAGCACUGGUGUGUAUAUCUAAUAAUAGCCAGGGCGGCUGAGAAUAGAAUCUGGCUCCAGGACUCUGCAUGCCCAGGACUAAGUCUGGGCAGAGGCAGUGAAUCUGUGGGCAGGUCCUGGCAACACUCCCUGGAGCCCAGGGCCCCCAGCGUUCCCCUCUGAGUCUACUCUUCUUCGGGCACCUCAGGCCUGACACUUACAGGCUUCGUCAGCCCCUGCCACGGACUGUAUUCCAUGCGCCAGUUCCUAGCUAAGGAGAAAUGGACAGAGCAAACCCUUUCUCUCCCUGGUCUGACAGUUGUCAUCCCUACGAAGAAUGCACCCUUGUUUGGAGAAGGCGGCCUUGUUGGGUUGGCUGUUGUGUUCCAAAAUCAGGCUUCGUAGCUUUAUACACUUAUUAUAUAUGGUCUCAGAUGUACAGACUGCGACUUAUGCAUGAAUAUAUACAGACUCAUAUUUCCUCGGUGGUUAAUUGUAUAUUACCAUGCUUAUACUCGCUCAAACACCGUUUUAUGUGCAUGCAAAAUUUUGUUAGAUGGAAUUGGGCUCAAGGAGGCACUGGGUGCACCGAGAAGCCCUCUGUGCCUGCUCUCCUGGAAAUGUGUGCGUGCUGGAAUCGGAGUAUGCGGGUUCUGGUAACCGACUGAUGCCACAAAGGCUUUCUCAGACCUUAUUGCCUUCACUGACCAAGCAGCUGGGCUGGGGAAAUAUUGAAUCUCUUCUGCGUUCUCUCCACACCUCCCCCCAAACUUGCCCAACUCAGAGGCUGUUUACCUGGGGAGCACUGUGGUGUUGAAAGUGAGUUUUGUGGGAAACUCUUUUUGUGGGUAAGGUGGACCUUUGAGCAGUUCUGAGCAGUUGGCUAGGCCCUGGUGCUUGCAGCCUCGCUGGGACGCUGAAGGAGAUCUAAGUGGUUAAUAAGGUGGCCUCUGGGCAGUGGUCUGAGGCAGCUGUUUGAAGAGGCUGGUGAAGGCAAGACAGAAUGCGUAGGGGUGCGGUGAACAUCUAACCCCCUGCUCUCACCCCUGCUCACCGGACCCCAGAUUUGCUUGCGUCGUCGUCUGUGGGGCAGAUUAGGGGCUCUCUAAGUGCCCCCAAAUACCCAGAUCCGGUUCCUGGUGGGACUUCGUUUUAAUUCUCUCUGCUGCCGAAGAAGCUGGGGAGAAGGCUGACAGGGCAGUGCCGGAGAAGAAGCUGGGUCUAGCUGCCUGUGGGCCUGGAGCACUGAAUGUGGGCCGCGCUGGGAAUGACCAGCCUCCCUUCCUAGCCUGUCUCCCUUCCGGGGCCACGAAAAGACACAGGAGGGGAGAAUAUAAAUGUCCCUGAAACGCUCCUGCAGGAAAGUAAGGACAGGACAGGGGCUAGUGGGGUUUUCCUCCACUCCCUAGGCAAUCAGGUUCCUCCCAAGACUUUUCCUGUCCAGACAGGCUGGCCGAGAGAUACAGCUGUCUUCCAGCUUCUCCUGCCAGCCUGGGCGGGGGGUGGCCUCGGGCUUUUGGACCUCGGCCAUGCCUGGGUGCUGGGGUGACAUUACCCCCAAAUUGUGCCCCUCACCCGGCCCACGGCCUCUGCCACUGCGGCCGCCCCUGUUUAUUGUGUCUGUGAGUUGUUUACUUGUUUUGUCUGCUGCCACCCUGCGUCAGAAACCCGCCAAACCAGCAAACUCACCCAGGAGAACAAAGUGCGGCGCUAUCCUGUGCUCCCUCCCCUUUCCGGCACCCCGCUCCCGCCAUUACCUCCUCCCUCACGCUCCCUUUCCCAGGGGAGGAAGCAGAACUCGUCCUAAAAUAGGGCAGCUGUUUAUAGGGUUGGGGGAAUUAUGGGGACACCAUAAACCUCCGGGUGUCCUGGUGGUAGAGAGACUUAGAGCUGCCCUCCCCUUGCCUCCGGCUUUUCUUCCUUCCCCCUGGCAACUGCUUGCUUCAGGGGGCCACAGUCAUUGAGAAAGCUGAGUCCCCCUCACCCCACUCCACUCCGUUCUGCAGGAGUUUUCCCUGAGACACAGGUUGUUGGGUUUUAAAUCAGGGUCAUGUUGGCAGAUUCAUAAAACUAGAUAAAGCAUGUCGUUCUCCCCUCACCCUCCCUUCUCCUCAGCCCCCCAAAAUAGCAGUGAAUUUAAGCAAAUCCUACAAAAUUAAAUUGCCCCUUCGCUAAAGAUCCUAUAAAUCUCCAAUCCCGCCAGGUGUAGAGUCGGAGAGGCCGCUGUUCGCCUCUAAUUUUGCUCCUGGCUCUCAAAUCUAAAAGAGUAUCAUCGAAGUAAUAUUCUCGUUUCUGAAAUUAAUUCCCCCCUCCCUCUCUGUCUCUUUUCGCCAGCGCAGACUAAAUGGUUCUCUCAGAUCUGCAAACGAUACAGGAUAAAAUUACUUAUAGGGAAAUGAGGACGAUGUUUCAUUGUUGGCUUAUUGUUCCAGAACAUAAUAACAUUUUAUUUUCAAGGGGGAGAACUUAGGCCCGAAAAAAAGGGGAAAAGGAAAAAAAGUGAGGAGAGUCAGGGCACCCCCACACAAAACUCCUACUGUAUAUAACUUAACGUGACAUUUACAAUUUCCUCAUGACAACUCACUGUGACGUCAUAAAUGCCGUGCUCCUGGAUUUUACAAUUCUCAUAAACCUCCAAAGUGGGUUCGAGCAGUGCUUAGUGGGGAGGGGUUUCAGAAAAGCCAGGAAGUUGGGCAUCCUUUGGCCCCAUUCUGGGGGCCAAAAUAUUCUAAAUAUUCUAGAUUUUCAAUUUUCCUCCUGGGCCAUCCAGGGCCGCUUGCUUUUCCUCCCUGAAAUGUCACUCAGCAUCUGAGUUCCCUCCCCAUUCCCAGUGGGAUUAGAGAUACUCUGUCCGAAGGCGCUCUCGCGUGCUGUCUCCUCAGCUGAUAUUCAGCUGCUUGGGACAGAGGUGGGACGCUUAGCCAGAAAUGAUUUCUUCCAAAGAUGAGCCAAAGGGGCUCAGGACUGAGUGGGGUGGGACAGAGAUGCUGGGGAUCUAUUUUACUUUUUAACCUUCAGUUAGUGAAGUGAAUUGAGAAGCUAAACAAACGCCAUUGUGGGAGUUUGUGUCCGCCGAUGGUAGCAGCGUGAACUGGAGUGCUGGUAAAGAAAGGUCAGGCAGAAUUCUGGAAAGAGAGACGGAGGAGAGACAAUAUGAGGGCUUUAGCAGAGUCUCUCAGCACCGUUCUCCUCUGUUUAAUUGCAAAUAAAGCAAAAGCAGCUUGGGCAGCCUCUCAGCCUCUCAGCUCCAAAGAGAAUUUGCCAGCCCAGGCCUCAGAGGCGUUUGGGGGCAGUUCUCAGGCGCUUGACAUACCCCAUCUGGCCUCAUCCUCCUUCCCCCCUCCCUGCUGACCCCCAACUCCAUUCAGCUGGCCAGCCUGGGCCCUGUCCCCAGAAUGUAAGCACCCCCAAAUGGGAUCCAUUUCCGGGUUGGAUGUGUCAGAUUUCACCUUUCUCCAAGUGUCUCCAUGCCUUAGCUUUGAAAGGAGGAGGAACAUUCUGUUUUGGAAUGCAAUGUGUGUAUGAGGAGGUAUGUGCUCAGACGACUUCCCCCUCCGUAUCUUUGAGAAAGUGGAGGCUCCUUGGGAGAGCCAUGCUUUGGUGUCCCCAAGCAGACCCCGCUCCCCGCAUUCAGGUUCUCUGGCGGACUUGGAGACUCUCUUUGCAAUCCUUUUACUCCGGAUUCUAUGGAGAUCAAAGGAACUCCUACACAAAACCCUGGGCAUUUGGAGUAGGAUUUAGUUUCUGAUUUUUAAGUUAAAAAACGCUGAUUAUAAGCCAGUCGGGCCAACCCAGCAAUCGCUCUAGAACAGCAAAGCCUUAACCAAACAGUGCGAUUGUAAGGUGAGCUGAACAAUUAUUGAAACUGCAAGAGGAAUUUCAGCCCUUGCCCAGUGGCACAAAAGGGCCUGGUGGGGCCACCGCUCCUCCCCUGCUCACAAAAUUGAGAACUGGCAGGGCUGAGUGGGGCAGCUGCAGUGGCUUCCAGGCAGCCCAGCGCCCAGGCUGAGUGCUGAGUCCUGCCGCUCCGGGUGUCCAGGUCCUUGAGCAGCCUCCGGAGGCACCGAGCUGGAGGUGGUGGCGCCGGCAGCCAGGAAUGGAGUGUGUGUAUCUGUGUGCAAGGCUGGGUGAGUCACAGACAUCCGCGCAGAGUUGGGGGAUCUAGGAAAAGAGAGAAGACUGGCAGAACACAAACUAGCCAGGACCUCUGGAAAAGAUUGCCCCCCAAUAAAUAUUCCAGAUCGCAUCCCUCUCACUUCAGAUACCCUUCCCCAAGAAAUUAAUAUAUUUCCUGAGCAGAGUGGAAAGCAAAGGCAGGCAGGGUGAGGCCUGCCCAGAACCCCUUCCCAGCCAGAGUCCAGUCAUACCCACCCUCUCCCCAGUUCAGAGCUACACAGGCCCCCAGCCCCUGGCCUGGAGCAGGUUAAGGCUGGAGUAGGAGCCCUUGACUCCUUCUGAGAAACCUUCAAGUGCCCAGCCUCCCAAGCACCCCUUAGCCUUGGGGACUCCGGGCCAGUGACUGCCCCCCACGCAGGCCCAUGGCGCCUGGAGUAAGUUCCUCUCCUAUAAUUAGCGCUCAUGAGAAGCAUGUGUUUUUCGACUGGGGAGAUGGGGGGACUGGAGCAGCGAGCGGCAACUUUCCCCCUUUAUUCCUUUUCUGUGUUUUUUGAAUUCUGUUUUCGAAUCCACUAAUUACAGCUCCGAAAGCGAAAAUCUGCUCUGGCCGCCAAACCCCUCGGAAUGCCUGAUUCCGGAGGCCCAAGGGGCAGAGCUACUCGGAGACCUGCGGGCCUGAUGGGGGUGUUCUCUGAUUGCUCUAGGCUUGUUUUAUAGAAACAAAGAACAAGUCCCCCCCCCUUCCCAGGACUUGUGCGUAUUUACAGAGCUCAACUGCAGUUUUAAUAAAACAUCUGUUCUUGCUUCUGCUGAUGAGUUUCCAUAAUUGUUUUCAGACAAAUUUAACAGGAAAAUAUAAAUAUAUUUAGAAAAACCCAAGUCCCAGCUAUCCCCCCCGUAGACACUCGUUCUUGAGCCAAAAAAUAAAAUUAACAUACGAUGAGAAAAGGAAAAUAUAAUCCAAUGGAGGGAAGAUCGGGCUCAUCUGACCUGCGCUCCCCCCUUGGAGCGAAUCCUUCCAGCAAAUUUCAGCUGCAUAAUUAAAGAUCUGACUGAAAGAAGGAGGCUUCUUUUUUUCAGGGAUGAAAGGUGAUGGGGGAGCGUAUGUUGGAAAUUAAUUUUGCCGAAAAUCUUUAAGCAGUGGGGGGAAUUUAUUUGUAUUUCUGCUUCCCCUCCUCUCCCCCUUCCAGCAUUUCUGCCUUUUUCCCCCAGCAGCUGGUUUCUGUUCAUUAUAAAUCGGCGAGACCUUUCAGUCUCUGCCCUCUGUUUAGGGACGUAAUAAAACACUUAACUUUCCGGGGCUGAGACUUACAUUCUGCUCCUCAGGUCGCCCACCCCGGCGCCCACUACUUUCAGGCCCCAAAGGAGACUAUCCCCAACUUUGGGGCCCCUUUCCCCUCCAGACUUUGUUGAGGAGGGGCUCAAGGAAAUCCAGGCAUCCUUGCUGGGGGGCUGCAGCACAUGCUUCCCCAGAAGCCCCUUCUUUCUCCCAAGGUCCUUCCUUCCCCCACCCCCCAUAAAAGAGAUUCAAAAAUACAUAGAAAAUCAACACUCAUUGAAAGUGAAACCUCAUUAAGACAUCCUAUCUUCCAUCAUUCAAUUUGUUGUACAUUGCAACAAUUUAAUAUCUUGAAGGAAAUAUCACUGACAUGAUUUAUCCCUCUAGCAAUCUCUCUGAAAUGGGGGGGGUAUGGAGGGAAUUUACUUUCUCUUCCGGCCUGUUGUACGUGUUACGCGGCUACCCUUAGGGCAGAAAUGAGGCUGGGAACUCUGAGAGUGGCUACAUGUGUCCAGGGGUGCGCUGACUUGUUUCUUAGCUCAGCCCCCUGGGUCUCCCCCCCUCCCCCUGGUUCUUUCUCGCUCUACCUCUUGCCCUCCAGGGGGCCUGGAGCCCCAGCCAGCUGUUGAAAACCUCUGUCCAGGCACGCCAUGAAUUGGAGGACAGCUGGAUUCUAGAGCAAAAAGCAAGUCACCCUGGUGUCUAUGUUUAUGUACCUGCCAUGUCACCCCCAAACGAGACAACUCAUUUCCAAAUUUCUUUCUUAAUUUGGGACCCUCCUCUACCCUUAUACUUUCAUCUCCUUGAGCAGAAGCAAGUAUGGUCCAAGAGGGGGAACCUUUAUAAUGAUAGGGGUCUUUCCCCCACCCUUUUAAAUACCAACAAAUUUCCCUCCUUUCUGAAGGAUUGGGGCUGUAUUUUUAAAAGCCAACACAAAUUGUCCGGCAGGAAGACUCUUCAAUCCCUUAACGAGGUUCAUGUAUUAGCUAACAUGUUGUCUCCACCAGCUCCUACACACUGUCUGCUUUUGGGUUCGAAACUUUAUUUUUCCCCCCUAGCGACACUCCAGGGAAACCUUAAUGUUACAGAAGAUGAAUAAACGAGUUUUUUCCCAGCGUAGUCCCGUUUAUGGCUUUAUUGCUACCCAUUGAUUACUCCGCUUUGUUACACAGAAGGAAAAGAUCAUAAAAUCCAGCGACAUCCGGGUUCUUGUUAUAGCCAGCCCCCCCAAAAAAAUGGUGAAGAGAAAAUAUGAGCUUCCACUGCUCCCUUCCCUAGCCCCACCGCCCCUUCUUUGUCAGCUCAAAGCAUUUUCAGCCUAUGUCACGAUAUCAAAUUAAGUUUGGAUUAAUCAGGAGAAAACCCCAUCUGCACACCUUCCGCAGUUUCAGUUUGCCCAUUGUGACUCCCUCAGAAGCUUCGAACUUAGCUGCCUUUUCCUAACCUUCUCUUCCUUUUUCUCAGCCCCAAGGUGGAGAGAAAAUGGGGGUAGGGGCUGCUGAGAGGCCCGGCUCUGCCAGGUGUGGCUGGCCCUUGAGUGAGAGCUCCCCAGGAGCCCUUUGCUGGAAUCUCCCAAGCCCCAGAGCUCAGGUCCAGGGGUGCCUCCCUUGGCGGGGCAGUGUUCCGAGGGGGCUGGGGGCUUCUGACUUGUGCAGGGGCUUCAGCCUGCAAGACGCUAAGUGUCCUUCAGAGCCCCACCAGCCUUCUCUUUCUGCCUGGAUCCUAUGUGAAUUACCCCACCGGCCCUUGCUGGCUUCAAAUCAUAAAUUCUCACCAACAUAAACAGGAGUUGAUGUGUCUAGAAAGACUCUCAGAGUUCUUUCUUCUUCCUCUCUUUCUUCCUUUCUCUCUCUCUCCCACAUUUUACUUCUUCCUCUCUCUUUUCUCUUGUGUUUUUACACAUUUUCCCUUUUAGGCAAAAGUGCUGCAAGAGUUUCCCCCCAAAAGGGUGUUCUGAGAGGCAGAAGGGGGUAAGGGGAAGAGGAAGCAAAUGCAUGGCCCCUUCGCCUCUAUCCUGAAAUCUCUCCCCGAGCCCUUAGACCCCCUGGCUCCCUCCACCUCCUUCCACCUGACUAUCAGCUACGCCCUCACUCCUCUGAGCACCAUGCUCUAUGCAGUUCAUUCUACUUUUGAUUUUUUUAAUUAUUGGGGAAAAAAUACUGGUGUAGUGAGGAGGACUCACUCCAUGGAGGGUCAAACUAGGAUUUCCUGUAGGAUUUCUGGGGAUUCCCCCCUGAGCUGGGAAGGGGCUCUUCCCAUAAAGAAAUCAGGAUGUAAUUUUAGAAGGGGAAAGAUAUAAAAGAUGAAAUCAGAUUGAAAAAUAGGGGGAUUUCUCCAGACCUGGCUCUGGCCUCAGCACAGCAAAGUUAGCUGGGGCUGAGAGAUUUCCUAGCAGUGCAGCUCUUCUUCCUGGGCCCCAAGGCCCUGUUAAUGCAUAUGCACCCUUCUUCACCUCCAAAUCAGUUCCCCAACAUAUAUAUUUUUAAAAGAAAUCCAAGUCUUACUUUCAAAGCACACACUUAGUCUCAACUAGGGAAUCAACAGAAGCAGAAGCGAUUUUUUUCCCCCUUCUUGACAUCUGGCUUGCGAUUGGCUGGAAGGGGGUCAGCUGACUUUGUCAUUUUGUCUGUCCUGGAUUGGAGCCGUCCCUAUAACCAUCUAGUUCCGAGUACAAACUGGAGACAGAAAUAAAUAUUAAAGAAAUCAUAGCCCGACCAGGUAAAGGCAAAGGGAUGAAUUCCUACUUCACUAACCCUUCCUUAUCCUGCCACCUCGCCGGGGGCCAGGACGUCCUCCCCAACGUCGCCCUCAAUUCCACCGCCUAUGAUCCAGUGAGGCAUUUCUCGACCUAUGGAGCAGCCGUUGCCCAGAACCGGAUCUACUCGACUCCCUUUUAUUCGCCACAGGAGAAUGUCGUGUUCAGUUCCAGCCGGGGGCCGUAUGACUAUGGAUCUAAUUCCUUUUACCAGGAGAAAGACAUGCUCUCAAACUGCAGACAAAACACCUUAGGACAUAACACACAGACCUCAAUCGCUCAGGAUUUUAGUUCUGAGCAGGGCAGGACUGCGCCCCAGGACCAGAAAGCCAGCAUCCAGAUUUACCCUUGGAUGCAGCGAAUGAAUUCGCACAGUGUGUGUUUUGUGCCCGGAUCUCUAGGGGUCGGCUAUGGAGCGGACCGGAGGCGCGGUCGCCAGAUCUACUCGCGGUACCAGACCCUGGAACUGGAGAAGGAAUUUCACUUCAACCGCUAUCUAACGCGGCGCCGGCGCAUCGAGAUCGCCAACGCGCUCUGCCUGACCGAGCGACAGAUCAAAAUCUGGUUCCAGAACCGCCGGAUGAAGUGGAAAAAAGAAUCUAAUCUCACGUCCACGCUCUCAGGGGGCGGCGGAGGGGCCGCGGCCGACAGCCUGGGCGGAAAAGAGGAAAAGCGGGAAGAGACAGAAGAGGAGAAGCAGAAAGAGUGACCAGGACUGUCCCUGCCACCCCUCUCUCUCCUUCUCCCUUGCUACCCCCCCAAUUCCCUCCUAAUCACACACUCUAUAUUUAUCACUGGCACAACUGAUGCGUUCUGACUCCCUAAAACAAAAUUAGGGAGUCAAAUAUGGACCCGAAAGUCAACUCUGGACCCCCUCCCUCACCGCACAAACUCUCUUUUACCACGCGCCUCCUCCUCCUUGCUCCCUCGCUAGCUCAUUCUCGGCUCGUCUGCAGGCCCCUUCCCCCGCCCAGGCCUUGGGGCUCCGUCCCUGAACCUCGCUUCAGACUCUACAGAUCUCCCUCCAAAUGAGGGCUUGGCCUGCCACCCCCUCGGCGCCUCCACCCCCGCCCCUGCGCAGAGGGCCGGCUCCCGGGCCGGGGCCUCCGCUCCGGGGCCUCAGGGCCCGGCCUGGCAGCCGCGGAGGGCGGGAGGCCCAAGGAGGGCGCGUCGUGGCCCCAGAGCAACCCCCAGGGCCUCCCCGCAGCCCCUGCCCGGCCCCUCUGCCCCAGCAAAUGCCCAGCCCAGGCAAAUUGUAUUUAAAGAAUCCUGGGGGUCAUUAUGGCAUAUUACAAACUGUGACCGUUUCUGUGUGAAUAUUUUUAGCUGUAUUUGUGGUCUCUGUAUUUAUAUUUAUGUUUAGCACCGUCCGUGUUCCACUCCCGUCUUAAAAGGGGAAAAAAAAAGAGGGAAAAUUACAAAAAGAGGAAAAAAAAGUGAAUGACGUUUGUUUAGCCAGUAGGAGAAAAAAAUAAAUUAAAAAAAAAAUCCCCUCGUGUUACCCUCCUGUAUAAAUCCGACCUCUGGAUCCGUUCUCGAAUAUUUAAUAAAACUGAUAUUA
Ailuropoda melanoleuca (giant panda) is the source of this 10366-nucleotide messenger RNA. It is a transcript of the gene HOXC6, whose product is annotated as homeobox C6. Gene Ontology annotation, cellular component: nucleus. Lineage: Eukaryota; Metazoa; Chordata; Mammalia; Carnivora; Ursidae. The transcript is spliced from 2 exons. The coding region runs from base 8783 to 9514 and encodes 243 amino acids. Gene Ontology annotation, molecular function: RNA polymerase II cis-regulatory region sequence-specific DNA binding; DNA-binding transcription factor activity, RNA polymerase II-specific. Gene Ontology annotation, biological process: anterior/posterior pattern specification; regulation of transcription by RNA polymerase II. The record is from RefSeq and is a predicted model, not a curated record.